Sinocyclocheilus rhinocerous is the source of this 4495-nucleotide messenger RNA. RefSeq names its product ALK tyrosine kinase receptor-like. Gene Ontology annotation, cellular component: plasma membrane; signaling receptor complex. The coding region runs from base 160 to 4221 and encodes 1353 amino acids. NCBI's taxonomy places the organism in Eukaryota, Metazoa, Chordata, Actinopteri, Cypriniformes, Cyprinidae. The transcript is spliced from 26 exons. The record is from RefSeq and is a predicted model, not a curated record. Gene Ontology annotation, molecular function: protein binding; transmembrane receptor protein tyrosine kinase activity; ATP binding. Gene Ontology annotation, biological process: multicellular organism development; protein phosphorylation; cell surface receptor protein tyrosine kinase signaling pathway.
CUGAAGCGAGAGAAGCUGGAGCCGUAAGACGGAAUUGGAUAGUUACGGAAAGACGCUGUAUUUGUUGUUAUUGAGCUUUUUCCCCCCCGCGCCAGGAAUAAAAGUGGACAGAUAUUAGACUAACAGUACUUUAUCUCCAAGAUCCUUCUUUAAGGAGCCAUGGAUUAUGCUACUCGUCAAACUUUUUUAAAAUUGGGCUUUUUCAUCUUCACAGUUGUCAGGAGCAGUUGUGCUCUGUUGGAAAGAGCAGUAGAAGAUCCAGCACAUCCAAAUCCUCUCGACUCCACUCCAGAACUUUCCUUCUGUGAUUUUGAAUCUCCAUGUUCUUGGACGUUAUCCAAUCACAGUGCUGGAGGGGACUGGUAUGUCACAUCACCACAGCAACACAGAUCCAAUAGACGGGGUGUCCAACCAAUCAAAGAUUAUUCCACUGGAAAAUCUGAAGGUCAUUUUUUGUUACUAAAGCCCACCUUAACUCAUUUCGCUGCUGGCAGAUGUAGUUUCCACAUGACCAGUCCUGUAGUGCUCAGCAGUGGGCCACUUUAUCGUCUUCGUCUCGCUCGUUUCCAACCGGAACCACAUACAGGAAACAUAUCCGCCUUUGUGAAACACACUGACCACUCCGUCAUCAAACCUAUAGCCCUUACAGUCAAAGAACAAGGAACUGGCAGGCCACAGUGGGAGGUGCUGGAGGCUGUGAUUGGCCAGUUAGACGAGCCUUUCCAGGUGACAGUGCAGUACUCUUCCUGUAGCAGCCAUGAAGUCGGAUUUCUGGCAUUUGAUUCGCUGGAGCUGAAGGAUUGUGUCAUGGGUGAUGAUAAUUUGGAUUUAGGUUCAGACUGUGAGAAAGACUCAUCACUUCACUGUCAUUCUGGAGGCUGCAUUGAGAAGCGAAGAGUGUGUGAUUUUCAUACUGACUGCCCACAAGGGGAAGAUGAGGGCUUAAUAUGCAACACCUUACCUUUGGGCUCAUACUGUUCAUUUGAGUUGGGAUCCUGUGGAUGGUCAGUGACUGAUUCACAGUCCUCCUGGAGACUAGUUAGUGGACAACAGCUGACUGAAGACACAGAUCUACUGGGCAAAACUCUGCAAAACACUCAAGGGCACUUUCUUUUCUUAAAGGCCAGAGGUCGCAGGGAUGAAAGUGAGGCAUUGGUUCAAAGCCCAGCUCUCCCUUCAACUAUAUCCAGUCAGGACUGUCAGUUGCAGUUCUCUCUGUACCUGUAUGGGGACUUCAAUGGAACGGUGCUCCUGUCAGUGGUGGAGAAUGGAAUGUCAGCGUCUCCACUGAUUUGGGAGAGAUCCGGACACUGGAAUGACGCCUGGCAAGAGAUCACUUUGCCGAUUACAGAGAUCUUAAAAGGCUUCCAUCUUAAAGUGCAGGCCUUCUGGACUUCUGGAUCUAAGGCGGACAUUGCACUGGAUGACAUUUCAUUAAGUGCAGCAUGUUUUGACACAGAACUAAAUGAACUGCUUCUUGGACAAGGACUACCACAUGAUUUAGACUCCUUCAGUCCUCUCCCAGAACCCUCAGCGUCAGAGGCGUUCCAAAUAACAUGGUGGUUUACUUCCUGUGGAGCAAGCGGACCUCUAGGUCCGACUCAAGCCCAGUGUGACAGUGCCUACCGCAACAGCAAUGUCAGUGUGGUGGUGGGGAAGGAGGGCCCUCUCAAGGGGGUUCAGAUGUGGAGGGUUCCAGCUACCAACAUAUACAAGUGUGGAGGAGGUGGAUGGAGCGACCUGUCUUCUCUCCCCUGGGCAGGGAAAUCUCUUGUCGAAGGAGGUCAAGGAGGCUCAUCCUGUCCUGAGGCUCUGUCAGUGCUGGGAUGGGCUACAUUUGGAGGGUUUGGGGGAGGAGGGGGCGCUUGCACCGCUGGAGGCGGUGGUGGAGGAUACAGAGGUGGUGAUGCGCCCCUUCUUGAUGGCAUCACAGCAGAUGGACAAGAUGGUGUCUCUUUUGUUCACCCCAUGGGAAAGAUAUUUCUACAACCACUUGCAGCUAUGGAGAGUCAUGGGGAAGCUGAGAUCCAGGUGUAUCUAAAUUGCAGCCACUGUCAGACCCAGAGCUGUAAGAGAGAUGAAGAUACCAGACUCAUCCUCUGCCUGUGCGACAGUGAUGAGGUUCUUGCACCAGACAACGUCACCUGCCUAGUUGUUCCAUUGGGCUCCCUGGCAGACAGACCCCCAUCCCUGAUAUUUAUCCUGGUGGUGAUCGCGUCCACAGUAGUUACGGGUGUUGUUCUGACCUGUGCCAGCCUCACACUCAUCUAUUACCGUAAGAAGAACCACCUGCAUGCGGUCAGGAUUCGACUACAGAGCCCAGAGUACAAGCUUAGCAAAAUCCGCUCGUCAACCAUAAUGACUGACUACAACCCCAACUACUGCUUUGCUGGCAAAGCGGCUUCACUGAGUGAGCUUAAGGAGGUUCCACGUAAGAACAUCACCCUCCUCAGGGCGUUGGGACACGGUGCCUUUGGGGAAGUGUAUGAGGGACAGGUUUUGGGUAUGAAUGGAGAAAACACAGCCAUGCAGGUUGCUAUAAAGACUCUUCCAGAAAUCUGUUCUGAGCAGGAUGAGAUGGAUUUCCUAAUGGAGGCUCUGAUUAUGAGUAAGUUCAGCCAUCAGAACAUUGUGCGCUGUAUUGGCGUCAGUCUGCAGAUCCUGCCUCGCUUCAUACUGCUGGAGCUCAUGACAGGAGGAGACAUGAAGACUUUCCUGAGACUAAACCGGCCCAGAACUAAUCAUCCGUCUUCUCUAAGUAUGCUGGAGCUUCUGCAUAUGGCCAGAGACAUUGCACUUGGUUGUCGCUAUCUAGAAGAGAACCACUUCAUCCACAGGGACAUUGCAGCACGAAACUGCCUUUUGACUUGUCCUGGUCCAGAGAGAGUGGCUAAAAUUGGAGAUUUUGGGAUGGCUCGAGACAUUUAUAGGGCGAGUUACUAUAGGAAGGGUGGCCGUGCAAUGUUACCGGUGAAGUGGAUGCCACCUGAAGCCUUUCUAGAGGGCAUUUUUACAUGCAAGACUGACACCUGGUCUUUUGGGGUACUGCUGUGGGAGAUUUUCUCUCUUGGAUACAUGCCUUAUCCCUGCAAGACCAAUCAGGAGGUAUUGGAGUUUGUAACAGGUGGAGGUCGUAUGGAUCCGCCUAAGAGCUGCCCAGGCCCUGUUUAUCGGAUCAUGACACAGUGUUGGCAACACUGUCCAGAACACCGACCAAACUUCUCUACUCUUUUAGAGAGGAUCAACUACUGUACACAGGACCCUGAUGUCAUCAACACCCCUCUUCCAGUGGAGUACGGUCCAGCUGUCGAAGAAGAAGGUGGCACUGUGAUCCGUCCUGAAGGAUCAGGCAGUAUGACCCCUCUUCUAGUGGCCCACUCUGUGUCCCAGGAUGCUUCCCCUCGAAUGGGCAUCACUGGUUCAGCCCCACAAGCCCUCAAACCUACAAAGCUACAAAGAUCGGUCCAUCUCACACAGGAGGUGGGCACGUACCGAGAAACAUUAGAGCCGUGUUGGGCUGAGCCAGUUCCUUCAGUUUGUCCAGGACAAUGGCUUCAAGUCCCAGAUCACCGGCCGUGCUCCAGGAGCAGUUCGUCAUCAGGCAGCCAGAAAUUAAAGAACAAGACUAAAAACCUUUGGAACCCCACCUACGGUUCCUGGAUCCUGGAGAGCUACGGAAGGGGGAAGACGGCCUUAUGUCACACCCAGUCCAUGCCACUGUCUUGCAACCCCACGUCCAUAUCUGUCCCAUCCUCUACCUCGGAGCGCAUUGACCCUGGAAUAGAAGUUAAAACAAAUGUCUCGACAUCCCCACCUUUGUCUGCAGCAUCCUCCCAGACCACGUUUAGUCCUACAGGGUCUCCCUCUCGGAAGGGUCCAACAGGGGCUACGGGCGGCUCGCUCGCUGCGGUUAUGGACUUGGCGAAACUCCAAAGCUUCCCGUGUGGCAACGUAAACUAUGCAUACGAUGAGCAGAGAUACGAGACUGAGAGUUUGCCUGUAGUUGUGUCCAAAUCUGUGGAGCCCAGCAGCAGCUCUUCAGCUACGUCUUCACUUGCUGCCCUCGGCCUGGCCACAACAUUUACCCACAAACCACUGGUGAAACGCCAUGCUAGCUACGGACAUGAGGAUGUAAGGAGGCACACCCAGUCUGAGAAGCCCAUGAGGGACAGGGAUUCUGGCUUUUCCUUGUCUGAAGACCUCAGUGUCACCCCUGUGUAGCAUUGAAGAAUAGUCCGACUGAGAAAACACCAAAUUUUUUGGUGUUAUUUUGUUUUUGGCGCAAAGGUAUUUUACUGCAAUAACUGCAGUGGAUUAGCUAGAGGCGGAAUGGCAGGUUAAGGCUGGAAUACACUUCACAACUUUUAAAAUCUGUAUAAUUUUAAAACACUAGGCAUCAUACAGUACACUUGCUGAAACUAAGCACCACACACUAAAUGACUAAGAUGCGGUCACUUUUUUUUGCAGGCUAAAAAGGUUGAUUGUCAAUAGUGUA